Messenger RNA from Mercurialis annua (annual mercury), 1206 nucleotides. RefSeq names its product probable membrane-associated kinase regulator 3. The record is from RefSeq and is a predicted model, not a curated record. Gene Ontology annotation, molecular function: kinase inhibitor activity. The transcript has a single exon. The coding region runs from base 78 to 1052 and encodes 324 amino acids. Lineage: Eukaryota; Viridiplantae; Streptophyta; Magnoliopsida; Malpighiales; Euphorbiaceae. Gene Ontology annotation, cellular component: plasma membrane.
CCAAGCUCAAUUCCCUAUAUAAGAGUGAGUGAUACUGAUAUGAAACUACAGAUCAAGAAAUCAAUAACUCAAAAAAAAUGAGAAUAGAUGAUGACUACAUUGACAUUGAACUUAUCUCCUCUCCUAAUAAUAACUUCUUCUGCUACUCAAUAACCUCUCCACCACCCCAAACCAGAGACUUUGAAUUUCAAAUGUGUUCAGUUUCUUCUGAUAAACACACCACUUUUUCGUAUUCUCCGGCCGACGAACUUUUCUACAAAGGCAAUCUUCUUCCUCUUCAUCUUCCUCCUCGUAUGCAAAUGGUUCAAAAACUCCUUCAAAACCCUACUUUUAUUACACCUUCUUCCUGCAAUAUUUCGCCUUCCGUAUCUCGCAGGCUCAGCAAUGAUGAAUUACUCAACCCGGAUGAUGAUUAUUUCUUUGAAUUAAUCGGUUUUAACCAUCCAAUAACAGCAAAAUCUUGGACCAAGAGGUUGAAGAGGUCUCUAUUAGGUCAAAAAUGGAGUCUGUAUUUCAAAUCUUUGUUUAGUUACAAAUCUGGCUCGUGUUCGAAUGUAGAACCGGCUAAAUCAGAAUUAGCGGUUUCGAAAGAGAAAGAUUGUGCUGCAAGUAAGUGCAAGUUAUCAGAUUACAUGGUUGAUUCUGCAAGUUUGAAUCCUGCUAGGAGAAGAUCAUCAUUUUCCGGAGUGAUCCAAAAGGGCCGUCGUGAGCGGCGGGAUGAAACGCGCACUUCAGAUUUUAGCGACUACGACAUUGUUGUCAAUCAAAACUUGAGACUAUGUGCCGAUAAAAAUAGUAGUAACUAUAAUAAGUCAUUUUCAUCAUCUACAUCUUCUUCGAAUUCCGGGCGUUCUUCGUCGUCUUCGUCGUUUUCGUUUAGUUCUUCGUCGCCGAAUGGAGGAGCGUGUUAUGAUUUGCAAGUGCUCAAGAGAAGUGCCAGCACCAAUUCAGAAUUGGAGAAUUCAAUUGAAGGAGCAAUUGCCUACUGUAAAAAGUCUCAGGCGGAUUCAGGAGUAUUUGUAGCUGGUGGAAAUCAAGAAAUUAAGGCCUAAAUUUAAACUCUAAUUAGUAAUUUAUGGUAAAAAAAAAUUAAUUAUUGCUGAAUUGGUAUUCUCAUAUGUGAUCAAAGACUGUGAUUUCCAUAGUGACUUCAAUGUAUAUCUUCUGUUUUGAUUGUUUAGUUAAUGGAGGUUAAUUUAUUUUCCA